AAGAAAAAAAUAAUAAUAAGAAAGAAAGAAGGAAGGAGAAAGGAGAGAGAAAGAACAGAAGAUUAUCAAAGGAUGACAACCCAAAUGAAUGAGCUUCAUGAUCAAAUGGCUCUUAUCUCCCAAAUGUAUCCUGGCGUAUACUCUCAAAUUGCACCACAGCAAGCAGGGGAAUCAAAGCCUCGACGGCGACGGAAGAAGAAUAAAGGAGGGGAGAACAGCCUGUCUGGGGCUAAAAAAAGGAAGCUUAGCCAGGAACAAGUUAAUCUUCUUGAACUUAAUUUCGGAAAUGAACAUAAACUUGAGUCUGAAAGGAAAGACCGGCUUGCUUCAGAGCUGGGACUUGACCCUCGUCAGGUUGCUGUUUGGUUCCAAAACCGAAGAGCUCGGUGGAAGAACAAGAAGCUGGAGGAAGAGUAUAGUAAGAUGAAGACAGCCCAUGAGGGUGUUGUUCUAGAGAAAUGCCGUCUUGAAUCCGAGGUUCUAAAGCUUAAGGAGCAACUUUGCGAGGCAACGAAAGAAAUCCAACGGCUGGGGGAACGAGUAGAUGGGGUUUCAAGUAAUAGUCCAAGCUCAUCAGUGCUGUCAAUGGAAGCCAUGGAUCCACCUUUUCUAGGGGAGUUUGGAGUAGAAGGAUAUGAUCAAGAUGUUUUCUACAUAGGAGAAAACAGCUAUAUUCAUGGCAUGGAGUGGAUGAAUCUGUAUAUUUAA
This is a messenger RNA of Durio zibethinus, 708 nucleotides long. NCBI's taxonomy places the organism in Eukaryota, Viridiplantae, Streptophyta, Magnoliopsida, Malvales, Malvaceae. The record is from RefSeq and is a predicted model, not a curated record.